GGGAGCGGGGCAGAGUCCCGGGAUCGGGAUGCGGGCGCGGCCCGGGACGCCGCCUCGUUGCCCGGAGCGACACCAUGCACCCGGCCGUGGCGGUGGGGCUGGUGUUCGGCGGCUGCUGCAGCAACGUGGUGUUCCUGGAGCUGCUGGCCAGGGAGUUCCCGGGAUGUGGGAACAUCGUGACCUUCUCCCAGUUCCUCUUCAUCGCCGUGGAAGGUUUCAUCUUCGAGGCCGACUUCGGGAGGAAGCGCCCGGCCAUCCCCAUCAGGAACUAUUUCAUCAUGGUGGCCAUGUUCUUCACCGUCAGCGUGGUCAAUAACUACGCCCUGAACCUGAACAUCGCCAUGCCGCUGCACAUGAUCUUCCGCUCGGGUUCCCUCAUAGCAAGCAUGGCUCUAGGGAUCAUCAUCCUGAAGAAAAGGUACAGCGUGUCCAAGUACACCUCCAUAGCCCUGGUGUCCCUGGGAAUCUUCACCUGCACGUUCAUGUCUGCAAAGCAAGUGGCGUCUGACUCCAGCUUAAAUCAAGAGGAUGGACCCCAGGCUUUCCUCUGGUGGUUGCUGGGCAUUGCCGCCCUCACCUUCGCCCUGCUGAUGUCUGCCAGGAUGGGGAUUUUCCAGGAGACGCUCUACCAGAAAUUUGGGAAGCACUCCAAGGAAGCCCUGUUCUACAACCACGCCUUGCCGCUCCCUGGAUUCCUGCUCCUGGCUCCCAACAUCUACCAGCACGCCGUGCUCUUCAGCCAGUCCGAGCUGUUCCAGGUGCCGGUGAUCGGCCUGACCCUGCCAAUCAUGUGGUUCUACCUCCUCAUGAACGUCAUCACCCAGUAUGUCUGCAUCCGCGGCGUCUUCAUCCUGACCACGGAGUGCACGUCCCUCACCGUCACCCUGGUGGUGACGCUCCGCAAGUUCGUCAGCCUCAUCUUCUCCAUCCUCUACUUCCAGAACCCCUUCACGGCCUGGCACUGGCUGGGCACCGCCUUCGUUUUCCUGGGAACGCUGAUGUACGCCGAGGUGUGGAACAGCCUCCGGCUCCUCCUGGCCCGCUGCCGGGGGAGGAGGAGGAAGGGGGAGUGAAUCCAGGGGUUUUUCCGGAGUGGAGCAGCAGGGAGCUCCCCCGCCUCUCCCUCUCUUCCGGGGGGUGUUUUUAUAACGGGAGGGCGUUGGCUGUGCCAAGCUCCUGGGAAAACGGGGAGCCUCCGCUGGGAACUUUGGGAACAGAUCAUGGAGAAACAAUCCGCUUAUUUUCCUGCGUUUUUUUUUUUUUUUUUUAAAUCAACCCCUUGUGAUUCCAAUUUUUCCUCCCGGUUUUUUUUUUUCUUUUCCCUCGUUUUUUUUUUUUUUUUAUUAUUAUUUUUUUGGAAUAACCCUUUUUAAGGAAAAGCUGGCCCAGAGCUUUGCUGGGAGCCCAACUUCCGUGCUGUUGGCUUGGGAUCGGCCAUCCUUUGAUUGUCCCAGUGCCUGGAGCUGAUGGCUGAGCCCCGUUCCAGUGGGAUCCCUGGAAUCCCUGUGCUGCGAGGAUGUGGGAUGCAGCCCCAGCUGGAGCUCCCAGUGGAUCCCGAGAGGGCUGGGUUUGCUCUCCUGGGUUUCCCGGUUAUCCUCGUAUUCCCUUGGGAUCGGCUUCCCCGUGGUUUUUGUGUCAGCCUGGCUCAGGCUCCCUGUCCCUCAGUGUCACCCCUGGUUGGUUUUCCUGGAGUUUCCCCGCAGUUUUCCUGGAGCAGCACCUUGUUCCCGUGGUGGUUGAGGCAUCCGGGAGGGAUAAAGGGGGUUUAAUAGCAAAGGAAAAAUGAUGGGAAAAAAAGAAAUCCCAAACUGAUGGAAAGGCAGCGCCUCCCUCCCAGUCACUCCCUGAGCCACGGCCGCCUUUCCAAAACUUCCCUGAUUUUUAUCAGCUGUUUGGGAUAAUCCCCUUCCCAGCUUUCCGUGGCCUCAUCCUUGCUGGGAGGCAGAGUGGGAAAAGGGAAAGGCUCCGUGCUGCACUGGGAGCACCGGUUUAGCCCCGACCCCAAAUCCCAGUGUGGGAAAAGGGAAUUCCAUCCCGGGCAGAGCCAGCCUGGUGCUGCCAGGACCAGCAGCUCCAUCCCGAGAUCCCGAAGGAUUUAUUUUUUCUCCCCAGUUCCUGUUUUUCCUGAGCCUGAAAAAGCUGGAUUUCAAGUGCCAUGGGAUUUUUCCAUGGAUUUUGUAGAUGGGGAAGCUGACCUGGUGUAGGUCAGGUGUUGUUCCAGCUGCUCGUGGUGGCUCCAGGAAGGGCCCAGAGAGAGGCAGAACCUUCAUCCCUGAUUUUCAUCUUCCCAGCUCUUCUCACGGAGCUCCAGCUGGGACUGGGGAGGUGGGAAGCCCGCAGAAAUUUGGGAUGAAGGAUUUUAUGGAGUAGCUGGUGAGGUUCUUCGGGGAUCAAACGCGGUGGGGAAACACCGGAGCCGUAACUCAAGGUCCGGGGGUGUUUUAUCCAGGGACUGUUUUAUCCAGAGACUGUUUUAUCCAGGGAUUGUUUUAUCCAGGGACUGUUAUAUCCAGGGACUGUUUUAUCCAGGGAUUGCUGGAUCCAAGGACUGAGCAGAGCUGCCACGGAGCUGCUCCCAGGUGUGACACUCUGUGCAUUCUCCGGAUCACUCCUCCCCUCCAAGACCUGGCACGUUGUCCCCAAUUCCCGUGGGACGCGGGAAUAUUUUUUUGGAGGGAUUUGGGCGUUCCCUUUUUUUUUUUAAUUAUUAUUUUUAACCACGUCCUUUUCACUCCCAACACAUCAACCUCAGGUUGUUUGUUGCUUUUCAGGGGCAUUUUUUUUUUUUUUUUUAAUCUAAAACUCCCCGGCGUGAUCAGUGCGUUCGGAAUAUUUAUGGAGUCACAAUACGGAAUAUUAUAUAUCGCAGGAACGGCAGCGAGGCUGGGAAAGCUCCGGGCAGAAGGGCCUUGUUAGCCAAAAUUAAUUAAAUCCAGGUCCCCGCUCCAGGCUGGGGCUGCUGAUUAAUUUGGUUUUAGUGUUUCUGCAGAGAUCAGAGCACCCAUUUUUUAUCCGAGGCCGGAGAAGGGAAGGAGCCCGGCCGCCCUUGGGGUGGCUGGUUGGGAUUAGGGUGACGUCUGGGUUGGUUUUUUUAAAAGUGAAAUAAACCCGUAUCCUCUUC
Messenger RNA from Hirundo rustica (Barn swallow), 3121 nucleotides. It is a transcript of the gene SLC35B4, whose product is annotated as solute carrier family 35 member B4. Bases 75 to 1073 code for a protein of 332 amino acids. Gene Ontology annotation, biological process: transmembrane transport. Gene Ontology annotation, cellular component: Golgi membrane; endoplasmic reticulum membrane. NCBI's taxonomy places the organism in Eukaryota, Metazoa, Chordata, Aves, Passeriformes, Hirundinidae. The transcript is spliced from 10 exons. The record is from RefSeq and is a predicted model, not a curated record. Gene Ontology annotation, molecular function: UDP-N-acetylglucosamine transmembrane transporter activity; UDP-xylose transmembrane transporter activity.